AUGGAAGAAGCCGAACUGCAAGUGUUCAUGCUAUCGUCUCAAUUCUCAGCGUUUGCCCCAACUAACCUGUCUGACAGCGAACCGUUUUUCGUUACAACGUGGGCGGCAUCCGAGAAGCGGCUCAAAGCCCUCCUUGACCCUGAUGACCUUGAGACUGUACAAGCGUUCCCAACCCGACAGAGCACCAUAGAAUGGCUUCUAGGGCCCGUACAUUCCCCCUCAUUAACACUUCUGCGGCCUUCUUUGAGCCAUUUGGACGCCUUUGCGAAGUUUUUCGAAACCAUCGUGAGCUCCGGUCUCGAUGCGUCAUAUCUUUGGGCUACUGAUCUGACCCCUUUCAUGCAGCUUGUAUCUAGGGAUAUCAAAACAAGAGACCAGAUCCCACGUAUGAUCAAGACCCUGAUGUUCAAGGUCGAGGCUUUCAACAGCUACUCCUCGAGAAUCCAGCCAGUUACCACUCCUGUCAAAGAAGUUUGUUUCGAUCUCCAAUUUCACUUGGCAGAGUUUUUUACUACCUCAAUCAGGCAAAUACGCGCUGCAGAAUCGAGUGGACGCAGUAGCGGACAUAGAAACUCUGACAAUGAACCCCAGCAAAAGAUUCAGCGCCGGCAUGAGAUGGCUACGUUGGAGAUUACGGAACUGCUGUCGCGGCUAGAAGUGCUUGACAAGACUCGUCGCUCGAUAGGUCCUGCGAUUCGUUACUCAGGGCCUACACAACGAUGUAUCAUGAUGCCCCCAGCAAGUACAAGCCAUCUGUUUGAUCGCCUUGACAUUUUUGUUCAGCUAGACGAACUCCUCAGUCCUGGUGUUGGAAAUGGCUCGUUUCGAUCGGUCGCAUUGCACGGCCUUGGGGGUGUGGGCAAGAGUAGCAUAGCAUGCUCAUACGCCGAAAAGAAAUUCUCAGAGCACUUUUAUGAUGUAGUUCUAUGGGUUGGAGGAGAUAAAGAUAUUUCCCUUCGACAAGGCUUCACCGAUAUUGCUUUGAGAUUGAAGCUUUCUGGAGCACGGCCUCACAUGCAUGAUGAGAACCAUGUCCUCGUCCAAGAAUGGAUGGAGACAACGGAUUGCAAGUGGCUCAUUGUCUUCGAUAAUGUCGAGUCGAAAAAGGUACUGGCACCUUUCUGGUUCCAACGGUCACGCUCAGGCACAGCCAUCAUCACUACACGUGACCGAGCACUCGCUUUCGAUCUCGCGACUUCGGGAAUUGAGAUAAACUCGUGGGACGCCGAAACGGGUGCAGACUUUCUUCUGUUCUUAUUGAGGAAAAGCGUCGGUAAAGACCUGAAUUCGGACACUUUGUCCGCCCGUACCCUUUCCGAGAAGUUGAGCGGCCAUGCACUAGCAAUCUUCAACAUGGCAGGCCUUAUAUCGGAUGAGACCUACUCUCUACAGGAGUUCACCGACAUGUUCCUGGAGGACCCUAGCUCCGCACGUGGAAUGGAUGAGCUUGCGACGCUGUGGGAAUUGACCUUUCGAUCUCUUGACACAAAUAGUCUCUGCCUUCUAGGGGUGGUCUCUUUCCUGAUGCCCAACAACAUAUCGUCGAAGUUGUUUGAACCUGAGCACGCUCAAGAUUUACCACCAGAUCUUCAGUUUUUCAAGCAAAGAUUCAGGCAGGUACAGUAUCACUGUUUGCACCAGUUCAAGGUUAACAUUCUGAACAGCUUCUUCAAUGCUCUACGCAAACUCACCUCACGAUCGCUGAUCAAACGUGACAAAGACUCGGGAAUAUUGACCGUCCAUCGUCUAGUUCAGACUCAGUUCCGCCAUUUUCUUGGACCAGAAAGAUGUCAAGAAAUGUUCAAUAAUACCGUGGCACUUAUUUCAUGUGUUCUACCACGUGGUGAUAUUGAGAAGGGUCAACUUUACGAUAGCUGGGAUUGGUAUGAUCGCUUCCUUCAGCACGUAAUGAAUCUCAGGGAUGUUUUUGAGGAGGAGAGGAAAGCCUCGCAUACGUUCACAGCUCCACAACGUUUCUGUGAAAUCCUCAACGAUUAUCAAAGACACCUUUAUGAGAGGUGCGCCUUCGAAGAGUGCGAACGUACAUGUGCUAUUAAUCGAAUUGCUGUCUCUUCACUUUCGUCAACGGAAGACAAGGCCGAUCUGGAAGCAACCAUCAUCUCCCAUCAGGCUCAGGUAGUUGAAAAACUCGGAGAUUUUCAUCAAGCGCAACAGGUAUGCGAGCGAGGUAUUAGUCUUCGGCUUCGGGAAUCACCUCAGAAGAAAAUUCUCCUCUCAUAUUCGAGUUGCAAUCUGGGCAUCAUCUACAGCAGUGCGAACGACUUUCCCAAGGCCAUGGAAUGUUUCCAACAAGCUCGCCAGUGGUGGAAGUCUCACUUUGAUGACAAAGCAGAAGCCAGAACGUACGCCGCUUCAAUUCUUGUCAGUGAGGCCAGAUGUGUGCUAGGUCUCGGAGAUGUACUCCAAGCCGAGGCUAUGCUCAUGAAGACCAUAGCCCAAGUCAAAGAAGAGAAACCUCUCAACUUCGGGACCCUAGCCUAUGCGUUCGCCUGCCUGGGAACGCUUGAUCGACAUCGCCAGAGGUUUGGAGCGGCUGAGGAGCACUUCAUGGAGGCACAGAAUGCGUGGCUCAGGAGUGACCAGACCCGGCUACAUCCUUUCAAUGCGGGAAUUCUGUACAAUAUCGGCGCAUGUUGCCUCGAUCAAGGCAAGGUUGAAGCGACUAUAAAGCAUAUUAAAGACUCUUUGGAAGUGACGGAAUUCUUUGGUCGCACAAUGCCGGUCGAGCAUGGACGCAAUUUGAUGAAACUCUCUCAAGCACUCUCACGAGACGAAGAUCGAGCUGAGCAAGCAGCUAUUAAACUCGAGGAAGCCGCAGUUUAUUUGAGGAAGAAGAGUCCAGAUGCCGCAUCUAUUGGAUCCGAAGCUGCGUACAAUGAGCUGAUUCCGGUUUAUUGGAGAUAG
This is a messenger RNA of Colletotrichum lupini, 2925 nucleotides long. RefSeq lists its product as uncharacterized. The record is from RefSeq and is a predicted model, not a curated record. The transcript is spliced from 7 exons. Lineage: Eukaryota; Fungi; Ascomycota; Sordariomycetes; Glomerellales; Glomerellaceae. The coding region runs from base 1 to 2925 and encodes 974 amino acids. Gene Ontology annotation, molecular function: protein binding; ADP binding.